CAAAGAUCCAAAAGCAUCCCCACAAAUCCAUUUCAGACCCACCAAAGCUUCCGCACAAAAUCCAAUCCACGAAAGCAUAAACCAGAAGUUCUUUGUUCUACUUUUUCCAAACCAAAAAACAUGGCUAGUCUGACAGUGGGUCUCCUUGCAGCGGCUGCUGCCGUGGCAGGGGUCGCCGUGUUGGCUCAUCGGGCCAACAUGGGUGCCUUUAUCCCGCCUCCCAUGCACGGCAAAACUGUAUUGAUCACUGGCGGAACGACCGGUUUGGGCCUCGAAUCCGCCAAGCGGUUGGCCAAAGCAGGAGCCAAAGUCAUCAUCACGGCACGGAGCGAUACCAAGGGUCAAACGGCCGUACAGGAUAUUCAAGACUAUUGUACUGGUACCGAUGAUGGAACCGUCGACGUAUCCUACCAAAUUCUAGAAUUGGACCAACUGGAAUCCACAAAGGCCGCCGCCGAAUGGCAGAUACCCACCAAAAUUGACGUUUUGAUGCUCAAUGCCGGAAUCAUGGCACCCGCCAAACUGCAAAUGAGUCAUUUGGGAGUGGAACAGCAAAUGCAUACCAAUCAUUUGGGACAUUUUGUUUUGACGGCAUCGCUACUACCAUUUUUGAACGAGAAUGCACGCAUUGUUGUCGUGUCCAGCUUGGCCCACACAUUCCCCAGCUACACCGGCGGACUCAAAUUGGACCAGGCUUGGAAACCGGAACCCUACAUACCCGUUCGUAGCUAUGGCUACAGUAAGCUGGCCAAUGUCUACUUUGCCUCUCAAUUGAACGCGCGGUCCAGCUACACUGCCGUCUCCUUGCAUCCCGGGACGGUGGCCACCGACCUGGCACGACAAAUAACAUCCUACAAACCACUGCAGAAUUUCUUCAGCAAGACAUUGGUUCCAAUUUCAACAUCCUUGGGCUUGUUGCUGACACCCGCACAAGGAGCCAACACACAAGUGUAUUUGGCCAGUACCACAGAUAAUCUUGUCGGUGGUGGUUACUACACGGGUAUGAAAUUGCAAACACUUGGAGGCUUUGCUACGGAUCCAGCCUUGGGAGAGUUGCUUUGGAAACAAAGCGAAGAGAUUUCGGGAGUCAAGUUUCAAUUUGAUACUGCAGGAGCAGCAAAAGAAGCAGAAGCAAAAGCAACAGAAGCAACCACAGCGGAAGAAGCAACCGACACCAAAGCAGCAACAGAAGAAGAAGCCACAGAAGCAACAACGACAGAAGAAGCCACAGAAGCAGCAACAGAAGAAAAAGAAGCAGCUGCAACAACCGAAGCAGCAACAACAACAGAAGAAGCAACAGAGGCAACAACAGCAGAAGAAGAAGCCACAGAAGAAACUUCAACAGAAGAAGCAGCUGCUGCUGAAGAGUGAUUUCAUUUAAUUGGCUUGGAUUCGUUGGUUCAGGCUCUUAUUACGAGCCCCCAACCAGUCCACCAGGCACAACGAAAACCUCCUUGGGUUGGAGCCCGGUAGUUACUGGAUAUUAGCAAUCCAGGCAGAGUGGAGAUGCAAGCAAGCGGCACUAGCUAGCUGGAUAAGUCCCAAGCAAAUCAUUUGCUUCUCAGGUCGAUCUUUUGUUGGUUAUCUCAUUACUAGUAGGCUUUUUACUAGGUUUCGUUUAGUAUGUAGCUUUGUUUUUGGUGGAUUAGCACCGGUAGUACUGUCGAUGGGU
Molecule: messenger RNA, 1672 nt
Organism: Seminavis robusta
Lineage: Eukaryota; Bacillariophyta; Bacillariophyceae; Naviculales; Naviculaceae
Source: the annotation of a GenBank genome assembly